UUGUGCUAUUGUUGUUUUUUUUGUGUUAUGAAUAUUAAUUUAAAAUAAAAUAAACUUGUUUUAAUGUAAUUCAGGUCAUCACAAAUAUAAAUUCAUUUGAAAAUAUCAAAAUUAAAUUUAUUCGAUAUGGCAGCAGAGCAACAAUGGUUUUUAAAAAAAUUAGGUGAUUUAGAAAUUGAAGAUGACAAGAUUGAAAUUUUAACUGAAAUCAAAUCCCGUUUGGAUACCACAACAUCAUUUGAAAUAACUUCAAACUUCUUGACUCAGUCACAGAUAUACGAUUGUGCUUAUGAUAAAUCUGAGGAACAAUCACAAUUAGUUUAUGAUAUCUUGGCUCUAUGUUUAUCUACUCUCGAUAUCAAUAGAACUGAUUUUUCCAAACAUCUCAUAAAAUCAUUAAAACACCGUAACCCAAAAAUACGUGCCCUAGCUUUAGAGGAAAUUUAUAAAAAUUUGUCCAAAAAUAGCGCAAGUGUUGGACUUACUGAUAACUUGAAUCUGGACCAGGAUAUUACAUUAUUGGUUUUGAAGUCUUUAGGAGAUGAUGAAACUGAAGUAGCUGGGCCAGCUAUUAAAAUUUUGUCAAUAAUUUUACGAAAACAAUUGGAAAAUUCCAUUAUAAGAGACGCAUUUAAGUCUAAAUUGGAGGAAAGAGACGUUGUUAAAAUAAGAGUUUACGAAGUUGCAGUAAAUUUAUCAAAAUCGGAUUCUAGUUUGCUAUUUCAACUGCAAGAUAUCCUUGCUAGCAUGCUUAAAGAACUGGAUUCCGACGAUAUUCUAUUUCAAAUGAAUCUAUUAGAAUUAUUAGUGUCCUUAGCGGAACAAAAUCAUGGUUUUUUGUUUUUGGAAGAUAAGAAAAUCUUUGACAAGAUUGCUGCUCGAAUCGAAACUAUUGAACAAGACCCUUUAGUUCAGUUAUUAAUUCCAGGCUUUAUGAAAUUUUUUGGAAAAGUUGCGUUUUACCACCCUAAAAAAAUAUUGGAAGGAUACCCAAAAAUUAUUUCGUAUCUAUUUAGUAGUUUCACUAAUAUUGAUACUAACAUUCUUCCUGUAGCACUUGAUACCAUUGGCAAUAUAGCUUAUCCUGCUGAGGGAAAAAUAAUUUUAGAUGAGAAAUUUCCAGAACAAAUGAAAGAAACUAUGGAAGAAUAUUUAUUUUUAUUGCGAAAUUUACCAACAGAUGUAAAAUGUAGAGUUUUUUCGUCUUUACAAAUGGUUUUUACACAUGAAGAUCCACCUAACAAUAGAAUCGAUUUGAUUACAAAUAAAUGGUGUUCAUCUUUAGUAAAUUCAGAACAUGAUUUGUCAGCAUUGAUGGAAUAUUGUAAAAAUCCCUUUCCUGACAUAAAAAUAUCAUGCUUAACUUUUAUACGUACACUAUGCUCUUAUAGAUGGGGAGUUGAUGCUGUUAAAAAUACUGCAAGUUUAUUAGAAUUUCUUUUAGACAGAAGUGUGGAGUUUGAUAAAAAUGUAAAGUUUAUUAAGUUUGAAGUAAUUUCUGUCCUGGCAGAAACGGAUUUAUUCGACACUUCAACAUUAUUGCAAUUGAAAAAGUAUGUUGCAGAAGGUCCGUACUUUAUAGAACCUGUUAUGGAAAUUGCUGUAGAUUAAAAAAUAUGAAUUAUAAGUUUUUUUUUUAACAUUUUAA
Messenger RNA from Condylostylus longicornis, 1648 nucleotides. Its product is annotated as 26S proteasome non-ATPase regulatory subunit 5. The transcript has 3 exons. The record is from RefSeq and is a predicted model, not a curated record. Gene Ontology annotation, biological process: proteasome assembly. Gene Ontology annotation, cellular component: cytosol. The coding region runs from base 127 to 1611 and encodes 494 amino acids. Lineage: Eukaryota; Metazoa; Arthropoda; Insecta; Diptera; Dolichopodidae.